UUAAAGUUGCCACGGUUGAGAAACACUGCUCUACCCCAUGAGCAUUCCAUCCAUUAGGAAGCAUUUAAAAGAGGGAAGUGCUUGGCAGAAAGUGGUUUGGAAAAGGGUGAACCUUGCAUUUAAAGUGAAUUAAGUUGCAAAGCAAAGGUGCUGCUUAGUUUCGACAGGCGGGGCUCCUGUGAAAGGCAGGAAGGCGGUAGGGAAGUUGCCAGCUGAUCAGUUGGGCCUUGCUGGAUAUCUACAGAACCUGUUACUUCCAAGUAAAAAAGAGAUGCCAGAAACUUUAUUCUCGGUCCUGAAACAGCAACCUUUCAUCAACUGAGAGAGGCCUAGGAUUUAAAAGAGGAUGUGUGAUAGGUGACUGAGGGGGUUCUGAAGCAUUUGGUGCCACAGACCCUUUCGAGAGUCUGGUAAAACCCACAGACUCUGAGCAAAACGUAUUUAAAUGCAGAAAAUGCAAUACAUAAGUUACAGAUUUUACAGUAUUAUAAAGGAAACCAAGGAUGCCCAGUUCAGCUAUCAAAAUAUUAAAAAAUAACAAGUAUGUUGUGUUGGACAUCGUUGAUUUUGAUUCUUUUGUUCUUGAUGCUUAUAAAUGUGAGAAUCUUGAUAUAAUCUGUUUUCCAUCCAGGUUCACAGACCUCUCGAAACCUAUCUGUGGACCCCUGAGAAGUUGGGGGACCACAGGUUUUAACCCCCUGCUCUAGCUGUUGUCACUUUGCACCUUGCCCUUCCCAGCGGGCAUGCUGGCUGAAGCUGCAGGAUUGCUCUGAGCUCAGCGACGUCGGCCCCGCCGUAUCUCGAUCAUCCCUGGGACCAGUUUUGCCCAAGAGUUGCGCCUGGUGGUGCCACAAGACUUCAAAGUAGAGAGAGUGCGCGCUGUGCUUAAUUCUGGUUUUAUUCUCUUUGGGCACAGCAGACGAUAGGAGACGGGAGAGAAGAACGCUGGAGGAAAAUGAAGUUUGCCUGCCUCUCCUUCCGACAGCCAUAUGCUGGGCUGGUAUUAAACAAAAUCAAAACCAUUGAGAGUCGUUGGCGACCGGUGUUGGCGAGCCACCAGGCUGAGACAGUUGCUGUCCACAUUGCUUUUAAAGACUGGGAGGAUGAAAGCUGGAAAGACAUCCUCUUGAAUCGGCUUGGUUGGACUCCGGCCCAGAUUGAAGGUUUGUUAGCAGAGGGCGAGAAGUAUGGCAGGGGAGUUAUUGCUGGUCUAAUUGACAUCGGAGAGACUUCCCAAUGUCCUGAACAUUUGCCUUCCGAAGACAUUUUGCCGUUGGAAGAUAAAGCUGUUCUCCGGGGUCUGGAACAAAAAUACUUGACGGUCAUUUCCAAUCCCAGAUGGUUGCAGCGACCCAUUCCUGCACGAGGACGCAAAGGCGUCUGGCAGAUAGACAUCCCGGAGGACGCAAUCCCUUCUGCUGAAUCUGGCUGGAGAGAGGCUGUUUCUCCUGACGGUUGGCCCUCUGUUUGUUGAGAAAUUCCGUUGGGUUUCCAACUGGACGGAUCCAUCUUUUUGCUGCUCUGAAGUGUGGGAAGCAUGGGCAAAUGUUACAGAAACCGGAGACGGAGCGCCUGAUGUUUGAGGGCUCCUUGAUGCAUAAAAAGGGUUAUGGCUGCUGAGGAUAUGGGUUGACACUUUGCUAACAUUGUCUGUUCAGAUAACGGUGAAUAAUCUGUGCAUCCAUAAUACAAUGCAUUGUACAUCUUAGGUAAUACAGUUGUGGUUUGUUUCAGCUAGGGCAUACAGGUAGUCCUCACUUAACGACAAUUAGGACUGGAAAACUGGUUAAGUGGUGUGGUUGUUAAGUGAGUCACCAUGUGACCGGAUCCGAUUUUACAACCACUUUUAGGACGAUCAUUGAGCGAAUCACUGCGGCCGUUAAGUGAAUCCAGCUUCCCCACUGGAAGUUUCUUGCUGGAAACCGGCAAAUAAGGUCACAAACUGUGAUUGUGUGACUGGCAGGAUGCUUCAACCGGUUGUAAAUGCGAGCCGGCUGCCAAGUGCCUGAAUUGCGAUCACAUGACUGUGGGAGUGGUGCAACGUUUUGUGACGGUUGUAAGCGUGAGUACAGGUCAUAAAGCACUUUUUCCGAGGCCGUCGUAACUUCAGACCGUCCCUAAAUGGUCGUUAAGUGAGGACUACCUGUAAAUAGCUAUCAAUGGAAGCAAGCAUGCUCUUGCCCGGUAUCAUUUUAGAAACCUUGCCCCUCUAAGAUUCUUGACUGUACCAAUUAGUUGCUCCCAGCUAAUUGUUGUGACUCCAAGCAUCUAUUGGAGAACAAAAAAGACCUGCUGAGGAUUAAGGAGGCGGUCUCAGACAUUAAGGAAGAGUUUCAGCAUGGAUCGCCCCUCUUUUUGCUCCUAGGAGUUCCAAGUUCAAAGGCAGAGGGAACCCUGAUUAGUACCUGGGGCUGCGAUGUGUCAAAGGCAAAUCUGUCCCUGUUUAAUUACUAUCCAUUGUUCAGCUCCAAGUGCGCCAGGAUAAACAUGCGCCAGCUACCCACUUGUCCCAUUUUAACUUGCAAAAAUAGGAACCGACCUAACGCUAUUCUCAGGGAAAGGCCUCCGCUUUGGGCCUCCAUCAAAUUCCCUUUGGCUCUUUUCUACUCAGAGCACUUCUUAACUCUUGAAAAAGCUGAUGUCCCACCCACCCUUGCCAGAGAAGCCUACAAACCAAAUCCCACCCAGAGAGAAGCCAAGAUUUACUGCUGACCUCCCGACUCCCUGCACUCCCAUGGGCCAUGUCAUCUGGGAAUUCUUUCAGCCACGUUUGGAGGACCUCAAGUUCCCCACUUCUGGUCCUGGAGAUGCUUAGGAUGGAGCAGUCAGACUGUUCUUUUACGUUCGCCAUGCUGUGGAUCCUCCAUAAUUUAUGGGAUUAAUACUGUGCUUGGCACUAUUUUUCUAUCUAAUGGGAGCCCUGUUCCUUAAAAGGCUAGACAUUUAAACAUGUCUCUCUCUUCUGGCGGUUUCACGUCCUAUUUUUCAUACAUGCUUAUAAAAUAUCUAUGUAAACACUUGAAAGCAAUUGGAGAAUUUGCAGUGUUGAGGGAAUUUUUCAAGCCUGAACAAAUUAGUAUGAAUCUACAAUUUUAGAAUAUCCCCUGGUGCAGUAAAUUACAGGGCUCUGCAGCUCUGAAAUCAGUGAUCUAUAAAGGGGGUUUCAGCAAGUUAAGCAGUUCAAAUGUAAAUGUAAAACAACCUUUUUCUUAGAACCUGUUAUCUACUUGUGUUAUAACAGAACAGUUCUCAAUUUAGACCAUGACAAAUUUAACUGUGCUUCAUUCAGACUGCUGUGUGAUUCCUCAUCGCUAUAUUUGUGAUAAAUUCGGUAUCCUCUGAAUUCUGAACUACUCCACAACAAACGGUAUUAUUGUUAGAUGGCCUAAGGCUGAAGUUCAUUAAAUUAGAAGCACGGAUUUUUUUAUUUUAUUUUAAAACAUUUUUCUCUUCCUCCAUGCAUACAUUUGUCCAGUAACCUACACCUCAUAAAAUAGGUAAGGUGCCUGCUUUGAAGCAUUUCUUUAUUCACAUUUUAGAUUUCAAACCUCCAGCGCACAAUAUUACUACAGGAUUCUCUUUACCAAAUUUAAUAUUUCUGAACUUCACGGCACCAUGCUAAAUAAAAGCAAAUACUUUGGGUAACAGAUCUGAGGCUAUUGAUAAAAUGAAUUGCCGUUUUGUUAAUAGGUGACUGAAAAUUAUGAAAAUAGUUUAAUAUGCCAAAGUAAUGUCCCUUUAAGGUGACAAAUGCUAAUUGGAGAAUGUGAAAACUACCUUGGCCCCACAGUUUAUGGAUGUCAGAGAUGGCUUCCCAUAUAUACUAAAUAUUUGCUGGGAUUACAGUAUUAGGAUCUCAGCUUACAGCCCACAGCUCUUGGUAUUAAUUUUUGUCUAGCAUUUUUAAUAAAGA
Molecule: messenger RNA, 3913 nt
Organism: Candoia aspera
Lineage: Eukaryota; Metazoa; Chordata; Lepidosauria; Squamata; Candoiidae
Product: protein EOLA1-like
Exons: 2
Coding region: 956-1474 (172 amino acids)
Source: RefSeq, a predicted model, not a curated record